AUGAUACAGGAUGUAUGGAAAAGUGGAAUACAAUGGGACGAGUCGAUACCACAAUCAAUACACACGGAGUGGUCGGAAUACGCCCGACAAUUAGAAUCAUUGAAUCAAAUUGCUUUCGAUCGUAAAUUAUUACCGGAUGAAUACCGUGAAGUUCAACUGCAUGAGUUCUGUGAUGCCAGUGUUACAGGGUAUGGCGCGUGUCUGUAUGUUCGAGCAGUCGGACAGGACGGAGGAAUCGUCGUUAGCCUAUUAUGCGAGAAAUCGCGCGUAGCCCCGCUAAAAACGGUUACGAUUCCACGGUUAGAAUUAUGCGGCGCGCUGCUACUAGCCCGAUUAUACGACGAAGUAAUCGACACGUUAAAGAUCAUACUUAAUAAAAUAAUUUUCUGGUGCGAUUCAACCAUUGUAUUACACUGGUUAAAAACACCUCCACACGCGCUUAAAACUUAUGUCGCGAAUCGCGUCGCGGAGAUACAAGAAAUCACGAAAACAAUUGAAUGGCGUCAUAUAAGAACCGAAGAUAAUCCGGCCGACGCGAUUUCGAGGGGACAGCUACCUGAUGCGUUUCUGCAGAACAAUACAUGGCGAGCAGGGCCUCCGUGGUUAAACAAGGGUGAAGGCGAAUGGCCUCGCGGAAAUUUACGACCCGUCGAAAUUACCGAGUUAAGAAAAAAUGUUUGCUUAACAACGAUUCUUAAGGAUUUUAGUAUACUAGAAAAAUAUUCAUCGUAUACCAAGUUGUGCAAAGUCGUAGCCUAUUGUCUCCGAUUUCGACCUUCCAACAUUUACAAAGGGCUAUUAUCUCCGAAAGAAAUAAACGAGGCCGAGACACGGAUAAUGAAAUUGCUUCAAGCGUCGUUCGCCGGUCUAAAUCCAUUUAUAGACGAAGACGGCUUAUUACGCGUAGGAGGACGUCUUCAAGCUUCGGAUUUGACAUUUGCGCAAAAACAUCCGAUCCUACUUCCGAGCCGGAAUCGUAUUACUGAUCAGAUCAUUCGCGAAAUACACGAACAAUACCAUCAUACAGGAAUUCAGACAACACUAUACACAUUGAGACAAAGAUUUUGGCUACUCGAUGGCAGGAACCAGGCAAUACAUCUUGAGACAGUAAGCGAUCUAUCGUCGGAAGGUUUUCUCGCGGCAUUGAGAAGAUUCGUCGCAAGGAGAGGUUUGCCAAGUCAUAUUUACUCCGACAACGGGACCAAUUUUAUCGGCGCGAAUAAUCAAUUAAAGGAGCUAUAUGCUUUGUUUAAUUCGAACGAUCACAAAGAAUUAAUAAACAAAUACUCAGUCAAACAUCGCGUAUCGUGGCACUUUAUACCUCCAGCCGCCCCUCACUUCGGUGGACUGUGGGAAUCUACCGUAAAAAUUUUUAAACACCAUUUGAAACGCGUGGUAGGAGACUUGCUAUUUACGUUUGAGGAAUUUAAUACAUUUAUAAUCGAAAUUGAAGGAAUCCUCAAUUCCAGGCCAAUUACCGCCUUAUCCUCAGACCCGAACGACUUACUCGCGCUUACGCCAGCCCACUAUUUAAUUGGCAGACCUAUAACGGCCCCCCCGGAGGGCGAGUUCCUUUCUGUUACAGCUAAUCGACUGUCCACAUGGCAGCACAUUACCAAGGUGCGGCAAAAUUUCUGGACGCGAUGGCAACUAGAAUAUUUAAAUGAGCUACAAAAACGAGUUAAGUGGUCGAAGAGCUCAUCUACCAUAAAAAUUGGAACAUUCGGCUCAGAGCUUUGGCUCCUAGGCGUUGCCGCAACCAUAGAAGCACACGGCUCAGGGCUUGUCCCCAGGCGUUGCCGUGCGCAUAGACCUCAGCUCAGAGUGAAUGUCCUCCCAAGCGCUGCUGGGUGUCUAAAAUCCGGCUCAGGGUCGAAAACCCAGGCGUUGCCGGAAAUAACGUGCAAUUAA
Monomorium pharaonis (pharaoh ant) is the source of this 1911-nucleotide messenger RNA. RefSeq lists its product as uncharacterized. Gene Ontology annotation, molecular function: nucleic acid binding. Bases 1 to 1911 code for a protein of 636 amino acids. The transcript is spliced from 4 exons. Gene Ontology annotation, biological process: DNA integration. The record is from RefSeq and is a predicted model, not a curated record. NCBI's taxonomy places the organism in Eukaryota, Metazoa, Arthropoda, Insecta, Hymenoptera, Formicidae.